AUGGUUCGUUUGAAAAGUCGAUAUAUACUAUUCGAAAUCGUAUAUCCGACUGGCACUGAUAGCAUUACUUCGAGUUUAGAAACUGGAAAGGACAUAUUUCUACGUCAUCACCAAAUUACACCGCCAGAUAUCUCAAGCAAAACGCUAUUACAAGAGAUAAGGAAGUCCCUUCAACUCAAUUUUGGAGACUAUGGUUUAGGGAAGGUUUCAUCCUUGCUGCAAGUCAAAUAUUUUUCAAACAUGACAUCUACCGGUAUACUGCGAUGUCACCGGGAGGACUGCGAUCUUCUGGUAAUGGCCCUGUUUCUUAUGAAAAAAAUCUCAAAUACAGACAGAGUCAUAGUGAAUCCAAUAAAAGUCAGCGGAACAAUCAAAAAAAUUGAGGAAUACUCUUGCAGGAGAAACCAGAGGCUCUUAUCAAUUAUAAAGCAAGAUUACGAAUGCAGAGUUGAUGAUUUCACCUGUAUUAGUGAAGAUGAAGAGCAAGAGUGA
Zygotorulaspora mrakii is the source of this 492-nucleotide messenger RNA. It is a transcript of the gene POP5, whose product is annotated as RNA-binding protein POP5. Gene Ontology annotation, molecular function: ribonuclease P RNA binding. Gene Ontology annotation, biological process: tRNA 5'-leader removal. NCBI's taxonomy places the organism in Eukaryota, Fungi, Ascomycota, Saccharomycetes, Saccharomycetales, Saccharomycetaceae. The transcript has a single exon. The coding region runs from base 1 to 492 and encodes 163 amino acids. Gene Ontology annotation, cellular component: ribonuclease P complex. The record is from RefSeq and is a predicted model, not a curated record.